AAGAGUGAUAUAGCCUAAAUAGGCUGCAGCCUUCCGAAGACCAUGUAAUCUCGCAGACUCUUCCGUUUUCUCCUCGGCGCUCUGGUCACCUAUUCAAUAGCAAAUUAUGUUGAAAAAUAGCCUGUUCGUAGGCCUACUGUGGAUAUUAUUUGAAAAUGCCUAGAAUGGGAUUUUUCUAUUUUUAUUUGUAAAAUCUGUGCCACGUUUUACUCGCCGCAGCUGAUCUCUCAAACGCACGGAUUUGCCUGGGAGGCAACAGUCGUCCGAAAACCUUGGAGUAGACGCAAUGGAGAAUAUAAUCUAAAGAGGAACACAUGGGGAAAGAAAAUAAGGAAUAGGAGGGCACCGUACAUAACGACAGAUAUUGCUCAUAAACGCAGCAUAUCUUUUUAAAAUGUGAAGUGGCCAGAAUCAGAGAAAGUCACGAAUUUUAUUCGGUUUUUAAUGAGACAUUUUGCUUAAUUAAUUUUGUACUUUGUAAAGUCAUAUCCAAUAAUAUACCGGAAUGUAGCUUUGCAGGGUAUGUAUAUGACCACUGCUAUAAUAACAAAUGGUAAGACGUUAGAUAGGUCAAUAAGGCCUAUUGUAAAGUUAUUUCUACAUGCCUUCUUGGCCACAAUCACCCUCAAUUGUUGUGUAUGGAAUGACAUGUUAUCCUGACCAAAAGGAAUUAGUGUUACCAUGCAGGAGUGUAUUGGUAUGAACAAGAACAAACAUGUAAGCACUAAGAAGGCCUACAGUAAGUCCUCUGGAUAAGCACAUCUGCUAAAUGACAAAAAUGUAAUGUAAAAACCUCAAUUAUCACAAGUGUUGUGGAAUGAUGUUUAUUUUUGCAAAUAUAACACUUUCUUAUGUUGAAUGGUGCAUUGCAUCUCUCAAACUCAUUGCACAAUUAUCUGUCUUCCGUGAAAUGCACAAAUUCUAUCAGACACACUAAUGUUGUCUUCUAAAUUUCUGAGCCUAAACUCAACAUGUCUUCCCGAACAAUCUCAUCAGAAAGAAUCAUUGAUCAUAUCAGCUGCUAGUCUAUUCACCACAUGUUGCUUUUUUGUCCGUGCACACCCAGUCACAUUGCCAACCAACGCGUCCAGAUUAGAAAUAGUUGAACAAAAGCUUUAAACGAGCAGCCAGGGUUACUGAAACCGAAGGCGCAGGGCAUCAUUUCUUCAUCAUUAGUUACUGAAUACGGUUGUGUGGAGACUGUGAAUUCUGUAGACUAUCAGCUGGACAGGCACCAGUCUGAUUUAGAACGGAGGCCGGUGAGGUAAGGAGGAGGCUGCUUAUUCCUGACACUUAAGGGGCACUGACGAGGACUCAGCCUAGAGCUGACAUCCACCUCACCUGGCCACUCGCCCCACUUCCCCCCACACACACACAGGGACACCCCCUAGGCCGAGCACCAGCUGAAGAGGAGGACGAAAAAUGUACUCUGACUGUGAGCUGCGUCUCACCAGAAGAGGUCCUGCCUCAGAUCUCCUCCCUCAGACUGGUUGAGACGCUCCGGUUGUGUUUUGAUACUUUUCUCUAGAGUUUUUUUUUACUCAUCCUCACUGGAGUGAGAGAGUGAAGACAUUUUGAAGACCCAGAGGUUUUUGCUGUGGGAGCACCUUUACUUGGAGUAGCUGCUAAUAGACGGAGACCUCCAGUCUUUCUUUGUCUUCCCCUGUCUGUGGUGUGUGUGUGAGUGCUUGUCGGUUGGCAUCGGUGAGAGCCGUCUCCCUUCCCUCCGUCAGGAUGUUUGCAGUUCAGCUGCUGCUGGUCCCGCUGGUGCUGUGGGCUCUGCAAGCGUCUCUAUGCCAUGGAGCGUGUGUGGAGGUGGACUCUGACACUGACGCAGUGGUCAAUGAAGGCUUUAAGCUGGGCUGUAUCUCCUGUAAGAUGAGGGGCGAGGUGCCCGCCGAGGCCACUGUUGAAUGGUCCUUCAUGCCCAAAGGGGAGAGCGAGUUCACAAAAAUCUACAGCUACGAGGACCUAAUGAGCGACAUUCCGGACGAGCGCUUCUACGAGCGUCUGGACUGGAACGGCAGCAAGAAGACCAAGGACCUGCAGGACGGCUCCAUCUACAUCCUGAACGUGACGUGGAACGACACGGGCACCUACCGCUGCAUCUUCAACCGCACCCUCACCUUCACCUCCUACGAGUUCCACACCAACGCCACCAAGAUCGUCCAGCUCAACGUGGUGCCAAGACUGACCAGGGGGAUAGCGUCCAUCUUAUCUGAGGUGAUGAUGUAUGUCACCAUCAUUGGGCUGCAGGUAUGGCUGGUGGUAGAGAUGAUUUACUGCUACAGGAAGAUAUCAGCACAAGGCGAGGAAGCAUUGAGAGAGAGCGCGGCGGAGUACUUAGCUAUCGCUUCGGAGAGUAAAGAGAACUGUGCAAUGGUGGCAGUGGCAGAAUAGCACUGGUUAAAGAAUGGCUCCAAACGACGAAUAGCUCUCGUUAGCCCUUCGACACUUCACCCCUUCGUCCAGACUUCCAUCAUGACACCAUCUCAUUACCCCAUCCAGGAGGAGCAGCCUAGAGGCUUGUCCAGAGAACAGAUGGAUAAGAAGUGAAACAGCCAAUGAAAAAGGACUUGUGUUGAAAAGCAAAUAUACAGCACGAGUGUACUAUCGAGCAGUACUAUAAUAUCAAGGAGAGUUGUAAAUACAGUACGUGUGCUUAAUUAUGCAAUCCAAAAUCCUCAUUAUAAUAAGUUAGUUCAUACAUAGCAUUGUACAUUACGUAGAGCUGCAUGUUUACUGAUACAUCAUAACAAAUUGCGUUAAUGUUUCUUAAAGGGUCAUUGUCAGGAUUAUAAAAAGUGUGCUUGUAUGAGAGCAAUUAGAGGUCAGAACUCAACUGCGAUCUUGCCCAACGGCUUUAGUAGCCUGUCUUGAUCAGACCUUCCAUGGCUAUUUAUGCGCGGGUCCAGACUAGCCUAGCGGUAUAUUCAAAAACAUUCCAAGAAAACUUGAGGUUAUGCAUUCAGGUGAAUGAAAUGAGUACCCUGAGGAGUAGUAGCACAACACGGUUGACUUAGCUGGGAGUAAUGGAUUGUACACACCCAGAGCAACUAUUUCUGGUUUGACAGCACCUGUCUACCUGUU
This is a messenger RNA of Oncorhynchus gorbuscha (pink salmon), 3090 nucleotides long. RefSeq names its product sodium channel, voltage-gated, type I, beta a (gene scn1ba). The coding region runs from base 1735 to 2400 and encodes 221 amino acids. Gene Ontology annotation, cellular component: voltage-gated sodium channel complex. Gene Ontology annotation, molecular function: sodium channel regulator activity. The record is from RefSeq and is a predicted model, not a curated record. The transcript has 6 exons. NCBI's taxonomy places the organism in Eukaryota, Metazoa, Chordata, Actinopteri, Salmoniformes, Salmonidae. Gene Ontology annotation, biological process: sodium ion transport; regulation of heart rate by cardiac conduction; cardiac muscle cell action potential involved in contraction.